Molecule: messenger RNA, 776 nt
Organism: Parathielavia appendiculata
Lineage: Eukaryota; Fungi; Ascomycota; Sordariomycetes; Sordariales; Chaetomiaceae
Exons: 2
Coding region: 100-468 (122 amino acids)
Source: RefSeq, a predicted model, not a curated record
GUGGAAGAGAGGGUUCGUAUAUAUACGCGAAAUAGACCACACUAAUAUUGCCUAUGUCGGUACAUCACAUCAGAUCAAUCAGCCUAAGGGCGCCGCAUGAUGGGAGGCUGGCUCUCAACCGCCAGAAUCCCAUGGAGUGACCAGAGCCAGCUCAGGGGUUCCAAUCUGUUCACGACACAGGUGUUUUCCACGUUGACGCUAGCACCUACACUUGAAGAGCUGUGCUCAGACGACGAGGAUGUUGGAGAGGAUGGCGAGAGGGACGGUUGGGACACUUCGGAUUCUAAUGACGAUGACGACGAGGAGGAGUCGUUGCGCCGGGGGCGGGAGCUGAGAAGUAGCCCACAUAGCUGGGUGUACGAAGAAUCAAAGUCACGGCUUGAGAACCGUCGGCCAGGGCUUUUAUUGGAGCUUGUUUGGCUGGUAGGGGGACUGGCUGGUACUCUUGACGCUCAGCAAAGCAACUAAAUGAAGGGUGAUGUGGUUCACUCAUCUUGCGUGGAACAAAGAAAUAGGUUAUUGGAACGAUGUGCUGUAUUUCAUUGUGUUUCGUGGUUCGAGCCAACAAUGCCUUUGUCAAAGUGGCUUCAUGUUGAACUUAGUAGUGUGGAAGCAAUCCAACCAUGUUCUAAGCUGCGUGAGAAACGAUGGGGACAAGCUAAAAGGCAGGUCAAACUGGGACCUGCUAGAUCGUCAUUGAUACCUCUGUCAAAAGAAGAUGGAGAGAUGGGCCGGGUGGAAGGCCAAAGUCUAACCAGGAGCAACUGUCAAUCCUG